Molecule: messenger RNA, 2112 nt
Organism: Arvicanthis niloticus (Nile rat)
Lineage: Eukaryota; Metazoa; Chordata; Mammalia; Rodentia; Muridae
Source: RefSeq, a predicted model, not a curated record
AUGGCAACCGGAGCCCACAUCUCCUCUUCAGGAACAGAGGAUGCCAUGUUUGCAGAGUCAGGGAAACCAGCAGCGAAGUUGUGCAAGAGAGGCAGCUCUGAUAUGAUUAAGGGGAAUAGUGGGGAGAAAUGCUGGAGCUCCCAUUCUCACCCUGACUGCUGCUGGUUCAUUUCAGGUCGCCCAUCUCCAGCCCCUUCUGGCCAGCACAGAAACGGCAGCACCCCGAAUAUGCCCUUGGACCUAGAGGAGCAGCUGAGGAUCCGCCUGGUGAACGGGAGCAGUCGCUGCAGCGGGUAUGUGGAGGUUCUACUGGAGUCCUGGGAGCCUGUGUGUGCAGCGCAGUGGAACUGGGCUGCUACUGAGGCCGUGUGCAAUGCGCUGGACUGUGGAAAUUUGGAAAAGUUUACCUACCAGACGCCACCCACCUCUGAGCUUCCACCAGGAGCCACUUCAGGGAACACCAGUAGCUCCAGGAAUACGACGUGGGCACGGGCACCGACUGUGAGAUGCAACCAAACCUGCCAGGUGGAGGACCAGGAGUGCAGCAGCAACAGACAACUGGUGUGGGUCACCUGUGCAGAGAACCAGGCUGUGCGGUUAGUGGAUGGUGGCAGCCGCUGCGCUGGCCGCGUGGAGAUGCUAGAGCAUGGUGAAUGGGGAACAGUGUGCGAUGAUACCUGGGACCUGGAGGAUGCACACGUAGUGUGUAAGCAACUGAAGUGCGGCUGGGCAGUAAAGGCACUGGCAGGCUUGCACUUCACCCCAGGCCAAGGACCCAUCCACCGCGACCAGGUGAAUUGCUCUGGGACGGAGGCCUACCUGUGGGACUGCCCCGGGCGGCCUGGAGACCAGUACUGCGGUCACAAGGAGGACGCAGGAGUGGUGUGCUCAGAGCACCAGUCCUGGCGCCUGACUGGAGGCGUUGACUCCUGCGAAGGGCAAGUGGAAGUGCAUUUCCAGGGUAUCUGGAGCACCGUGUGUGACAGCGAGUGGUACUCAUCUGAGGCCAAAGUGCUCUGUCGGUCUUUGGGUUGCGGAUCAGCAGUGGAUUGGCCCAGGGGGCUGCCACACUCCCUGGCAGGCAGGAUGUACUAUUCCUGUAAAGGAGAGGAGCUCACACUCAGCGCCUGUUCCUGGCGAUUCAACAACUCUAACUUGUGCAGCCAGUCGCUGGCAGCCAGGGUUAUCUGCUCAGGCUCCCAAAGACAUCCCAAUCUGUCCACUUCUGAAGUGCCUUCCAGAGUUCCGGUCACCAUAGAAUCUUCUGUGCCGGUGAUCGUGAAGGACAAGGAUCCUCAAGAGCUGACACUUCUCAUUCCCUGUAUUGUCCUGGGAAUUCUCCUCCUUGUCUCCAUCAUCUUCAUAGCUAUUCUUCUUUUAAGAGCCAAAGGACAAUACGCCCUGCCUGCUUCAGUGAACAACCAGCAAUUGUCCACUGCCAACCAAGCAGGGAUCAAUAACUACCAUCCUGUCCCUAUCACCAUUGCCAAAGAAGCUCCUACGCUGUUCAUCCAGCCCCGGGUCCCUGAGGACUCGGACUCGAGUUCCGACUCCGACUAUGAACAUUAUGACUUCAGCUCCCAGCCGCCUGUGGCCUUGACCACCUUCUACAAUUCCCAGAGACACCGGGUCACAGAAGAGGAAGCUCAGCAGAACAGGUUUCAGAUGCCACCCUUGGAGGAAGGACUCGAAGAGUUGCACAUUUCCCACAUCCCAUCUGCUGACCCCAGGCCCUGCGUAGCAGAUGUCCCCUCUCUGGUCUCUCAGUACCACACGAGGAACAACAGUGAUUCAAGCACCUCCUCUGGGGAGGGUUACUGCAAUGAUCCCAGCAGCAAGCCACCUCCAUGGAGCUCACAGGUGUUUUCUUCUGAGAAGAGUCCCCUCACAGAGCAGCCCCCCAACUUGGAACUGGCUGGCUCUCAGGCAGUGUUUUCAGGGCCCUCAGCCGAUGACAGCUCCAGCACCUCAUCCGGAGAGUGGUACCAGAACUUCCAGCCACCGCCCCAGCAUCCUCCAGUGGAACAGUUUGAAUGUCCAGGACCCCCUGACUCCCAAACAGACUCCAUUGAUGAUGAGGAGGAAGACUACGAUGACAUCGGAGCAGCCUAG